CGCCUGCCUCCCACCCGCCUCUUUGGUCCCGGCGGUAAGAUGGCGGCUGCCGCGGAGUGCGAUGUGGUAAUGGCGGCGACCGAGCCAGAGCUGCUCGACGACGAGGAAGCAAAGAGGGAAGCAGAGUCUUUCAAGGAACAAGGAAAUGCAUACUAUGCCAAGAAAGAUUACAAUGAAGCUUAUAACUAUUAUACAAAAGCCAUAGAUAUGUGUCCUAAAAAUGCUAGCUAUUAUGGGAAUCGAGCAGCCACCUUGAUGAUGCUUGGAAAGUUCCGGGAAGCUCUUGGAGAUGCACAGCAGUCCGUGAGGUUGGAUGACAGUUUCGUCCGGGGACAUCUACGAGAGGGUAAAUGCCACCUAUCUCUAGGGAAUGCCAUGGCAGCAUGUCGUAGUUUCCAGAGAGCCCUAGAACUGGAUCACAAAAAUGCUCAGGCACAACAGGAGUUCAAGAAUGCUAAUGCAGUCAUAGAAUAUGAGAAAAUAGCAGAAACGGAUUUUGAGAAGCGGGAUUUUCGGAAGGUUGUUUUCUGCAUGGACCGUGCCCUAGAAUUUGCCCCUGCCUGCCAUCGCUUCAAAAUCCUCAAAGCAGAAUGUUUAGCAAUGCUAGGUCGUUAUCCGGAAGCACAGUCUGUGGCCAGUGACAUUCUACGAAUGGAUUCAACCAACGCAGAUGCUCUGUACGUACGAGGUCUUUGCCUUUAUUAUGAAGAUUGUAUUGAGAAGGCGGUUCAGUUUUUUGUACAGGCUCUCAGGAUGGCUCCUGACCAUGAGAAGGCCUGCGUGGCUUGCAGAAAUGCCAAAGCACUUAAAGCAAAGAAAGAAGAUGGGAAUAAAGCAUUUAAAGAAGGAAAUUACAAGCUAGCCUAUGAACUGUACACAGAAGCCCUGGGGAUAGACCCUAACAAUAUAAAAACAAAUGCUAAACUCUACUGUAAUCGGGGUACGGUUAAUUCCAAGCUUAGGAAACUAGAUGGUGCAAUAGAAGACUGCACAAAUGCAGUGAAGCUCGAUGACACUUAUAUAAAAGCCUACUUGAGAAGAGCUCAGUGUUACAUGGACACAGAACAGUAUGAGGAAGCAGUGCGGGACUAUGAAAAAGUGUAUCAGACGGAGAAAACAAAAGAACACAAACAGCUCCUAAAAAAUGCACAGCUGGAACUGAAGAAGAGUAAGAGGAAAGAUUACUACAAAAUUCUGGGAGUGGACAAGAAUGCCUCUGAGGAUGAGAUCAAAAAAGCUUACCGGAAACGGGCCUUGAUGCACCAUCCAGAUCGGCACAGUGGAGCCAGUGCCGAAGUUCAGAAGGAGGAGGAGAAAAAGUUCAAGGAAGUUGGAGAAGCUUUUACCAUCCUCUCUGAUCCCAAAAAAAAGACUCGCUAUGACAGUGGACAGGACCUGGAUGAGGAGGGCAUGAAUAUGGGUGAUUUUGACGCAAACAAUAUCUUCAAGGCAUUCUUUGGCGGUCCUGGGGGCUUCAGCUUUGAAGCAUCUGGUCCAGGGAAUUUCUUUUUUCAAUUUGGCUAAGGAGAGGAAACCAUCCAGAACCCAGAAAGUGGAGACUUGCUCAAUGUAACCUUGAACGUGGGCACAGUUCACCUCCUCCCUUCAUCUCAUCUCCCCAUCCUUAGAGCAGUUUCGUUUUCUUAGUUGGAUGCCCUGUGUCUGUGUGAGUGGGGGGAAGGAGAGGGAGCCAGCGCCGAAGACUGCGGGGAGGGGAGGGAGGCGGGGGGUGGACAGGGAGGCAGCUUGUGAAUUUUUGUUUUACUGUUUAACUUUAUUAAAAAAGAAAAAAAAAUUAAGAGAAUAAAAUGUUUUGACCCUUUCUGGCACUUUGCUCUGGCAGCUGCUUUGUGUCACUUCAGACUCGGUGGGCCAGAAGCUGAGCCCCCAGCACGGAGCUGGUGCUGGCAUGGAUUUUAGGCUCAGCAAGCUGCCCCACAGGGGAUGUGGGCACCUAGGGCCUGAUGGCAAUGGGAUGCUGGCCGCCUCUCCCAAACCUGUUGAGCAUGUGAGUACCCAGCAGGCCCUGAGUAUGUUGUUGGGCCCAGCCUGAUGUCAGUCAUGGGGAAGUUGAGUUCAGAGAACGGGUUUAUUUGAUGUAAGGGCCACCACAAAUCACCAGAGGCUGUGUGUGUCCAGAGCUCACAUGGAACGUGGCUGGGCUGACCCAGACCCCCUUGCUGUCCUAUUGCCAGUGUAGGCUAAGGGAGCUGGGGACCAGGACAAAAUCCUGGCCUCCCUGACCCCCAGGCCCAUUCCAGGUGGGACAUGCAGCUCCUGGGACACAGAUGUUAAACUCACGUGCUUAGAGACAGCAUUCUUAGCAUAUACUCCUCACUUUCUCCACUGGUGUCCCUUUCUGUGUGGGAGGCAAACUGGGGAAGGAAACAGUGGUCAGGGUCCUGCUAUCCGGGUCAAGUUUAGUGUUUGUUGCAAGUAAUCUUUCUAGGAGCUCCAGGCAGAGACACUUGAGACUUUGGCUGAAGCUUAGACUUUUGGCGCUUCGGUAGUAGCGAUGGCUGGGGAAAGACUGUGGACCAAACAGGUAACUUACGCUUCUCUUCCUUCUGAGCCCCUGCCCCUCUCUUUCCAGUCUUCCCCCUUUGUCGCCGAGGCCAUGGUGACAGGAUGCCCGAGGUAGGCCUGAUAAGCUCCUACUGGCCUGUACAAAACUCCUCAGUGUCAGGUGUUGCCUUGUGUUUAAGGGUGGCCCGUCCCUAGAGGACUGAGGGACCCAGGCUAGGGACCGUGGGUCUUGCUGGGAAGGCCCUCUCCUUGCUUUGGGCUGGCACACCUGUGGCCCCACUGCUGCAGUCAGUGGGGGAGACAGGCUCCACUCCAUGUCCCUCAGACCCAGGCAGCCCCCACUUUCUGUGCCCAUCUAAGAUCAGCCUCUCUCCGUUCUGCCUCCUCAUGAAAGCCAACACUGUUCAGCUGCCCAGCCUCACCACAGCUGUGCCCGGCCAGCAGAGGGGAGACAGGACCGAUGGCCCCACGCUGCGGGACAAAGCCAGUCCUGAUACGCCAACCCCGGCCCCAGGGAGGCCUGAGCUGGGCACAGAAGGGGUGAGAGAGACUGCACGCGGCCAAGAUUAACACGGUUUAUUUCACUGUCAGUCUUACAAGUCACUGAGGUUGGGCAAAGCCAGGAUAGUAACUCGAGCACUUUCGUCCAGUAACAACUCAAUGAGCAAGGCCCUAUUACUGAGCAGGGGGCAGCAGAGGGCACCCCAGGAACCGCAGCACAGGCACCGAUGUUCCAAACCCCUUCCCGGAGGCACCAGGCAGGGCUUGGCCCUUAACAGCCAGGCGUGCACCCCACUGGCUCUUGGUCCCCACCAACUGACGCCCUUUGGAGGAGGCACAUGGGCCUGCAGAGGCAUUAAGGAGGCAAGUUGGGCUGGGCAGACAGCAAGAUUGGAGCUUCCCCACCGAGGUACUUUCUCUGGCUUUGAUCUCCCCAUCCCCACAGCAGAGCCACACCGCUGGAAAGGAUGGCCAGCCCGUCCCCAUCCCAGGAAGGGGGAAGCCCUGUGGCCAUCCGGGAGUGGCUGUUGCUUACUGUUCUCUUUUCUCCCCUACUUAUCCAACUGUUCCCUAGUUACAGUGUGGAGGAGGAGAGGACAGGCACUUAGAGCCAAAGGUGGGACGUACACCCCUUUUUCUACUCUGGUAAAAAGCCGCAGACUUCCUGGGGCUGCAAUGAUUAAGAUCCAGGGUCUAAGCCCAGGGAUUUCCCCCCCACCCUGAAUCCAUCGCCGGUUUCCCACAGCCGCAGUGACCGCCCUCUAGGUACCUGCAGCUCUGAGGUGACCCCCUCCACCCCGCUGGCCAGCUCUGGGCAGGGGCAGGGGAACCAGUAACAGGCAGCUGGGCUCGGGGUUGUGGCUGCAGUUCCAGGCCCAGCUUGGCUCAGCCUGGGCAGCUUUGCUCUGGGUUCCUGAAUGGUGCCUCCUACCCCACCUUGUGUUGAAAGCUUGGGCAUUAGCGGGACGAGGGUGGGCAAGAAAAGUUACAAGUUUUUAAAAAGUUACAAGAAGGUUAACUUUGAGUAAAAAAAAAAAA
This is a messenger RNA of Lynx canadensis (Canada lynx), 4065 nucleotides long. RefSeq names its product DnaJ heat shock protein family (Hsp40) member C7 (gene DNAJC7). The coding region runs from base 40 to 1524 and encodes 494 amino acids. The record is from RefSeq and is a predicted model, not a curated record. Gene Ontology annotation, molecular function: protein binding. Lineage: Eukaryota; Metazoa; Chordata; Mammalia; Carnivora; Felidae. The transcript has 14 exons.